CUUGUAGUAGUAAUUGUUUGUUAGGUAGGUAAGGUGGUUGAGUUGAGUUGAGUUGGGUUGAGUUCGUCUCUCUCUAACACCCUAAUCUCCUUUUCUUCUCUGUAACAUUGUUUUUAACGACACAGCAAAAACAAAGCAGCCCAAAACCAAGAAACAUUACAAUGUUUUCCAUUAGAUCCAUCUUCAGACCACAUCAACCUCACCAACUCACUCCCUCUCUUAUUCUACUCUACUCCUCAGCUUCAGCUGCAGCGAUUCAAGCUGAAACAACCAUCCAACAAGGCCCCAGAAAUGACUGGUCUCCUCAAGAAAUCAAGAAUGUUUAUGACUCUCCACUUCUUGAUAUCCUUUUCCAUGGAGCUCAAGUUCAUAGACAUUUUCAGAAUUUUAGAGAAGUACAGCAAUGUACUCUGCUUUCUAUCAAGACUGGUGGGUGUAGUGAGGAUUGCUCGUAUUGUCCUCAGUCUUCAAGAUAUAGUACUGGAGUUAAACCUCAGAAGCUUAUGAUUAAGGAUGAUGUUUUGGAGGCUGCCAAAAGGGCAAAAGAGGCUGGUAGCACACGGUUUUGUAUGGGUGCUGCGUGGAGGGACACAGUAGGAAGGAAGACCAAUUUUAGCCAAAUCCUAGACUAUGUGAAAGAAAUAAGGGGUAUGGGGAUGGAGGUUUGCUGUACUUUGGGCAUGCUAGAGAAGCAGCAGGCUGCAGAACUCAAGAAAGCUGGCCUUACAGCAUAUAAUCAUAAUCUUGAUACCUCAAGAGAAUAUUACCCAAACAUUAUCAGUACAAGAAGUUAUGAUGAGCGCCUGAAAACCCUUGAACAUGUCUGGGAAGCUGGAAUUAAUGUCUGCUCAGGAGGCAUAAUAGGGUUGGGAGAAGCAGAGGAAGACCGUGUAGGUCUAUUACAUACAUUGGCAACACUCCCUUCUCACCCAGAGAGUGUUCCAAUCAAUGCACUACUUGCAGUGAAAGGCACACCUCUAGAAGAUCAGAAGCCUGUAGAAAUAUGGGAAAUGAUUAGAAUGAUUGGUACCGCUCGAAUAGUGAUGCCAAAAGCAAUGGUCCGGUUAUCAGCUGGUCGAGUCCGUUUCUCAGUGGCUGAACAGGCUCUCUGCUUUCUUGCUGGUGCAAAUUCAAUCUUUACAGGCGAGAAACUAUUGACAACGCCUAACAAUGAUUUUGAUGCUGACCAACGAAUGUUCGAGCUGCUCGGUUUGAUUCCAAAACCUCCUAGCUUUCCAGAAGACGAAGAGACAACCUUGGAAGCAGAAAACAGUGAGGAGGCUGUUUCUAGUUCAGGUUGAAAUUAAUAGUUGAAGCCUUGAAGGAGAUGUCUCCAUGUAAUUAUAAUGUUGAAGUAUGUCAUCUUCAUUUUAAAAUUAAUUAGUUAUGAUUUUCUUUUUCUUUAAAAAUGCUAAACCAAUUUCAUUAGGUGGACUGAAAGUUCUGUGAAAAGAGCAGGUAUCAGAUUCUCAA
Mercurialis annua (annual mercury) is the source of this 1473-nucleotide messenger RNA. Its product is annotated as biotin synthase, mitochondrial. Gene Ontology annotation, biological process: biotin biosynthetic process. Gene Ontology annotation, molecular function: 2 iron, 2 sulfur cluster binding; biotin synthase activity. The transcript has 6 exons. Lineage: Eukaryota; Viridiplantae; Streptophyta; Magnoliopsida; Malpighiales; Euphorbiaceae. The record is from RefSeq and is a predicted model, not a curated record. The coding region runs from base 162 to 1301 and encodes 379 amino acids. Gene Ontology annotation, cellular component: mitochondrion.